AUGAGAACUCUGUUCGUAGUCUGUGCGGUUGCACUCAUCGGAGCUGUGGGGGGCGCCGUUGGGGACGCGGUGGCCGACACCACCGACGUCAAGUGGCAAAACCGGGUGGUGGUCGACAAGCAGGGCGCGCACUGCGUCGACGACCCGAACUGCUUCAACCGCUACCACCCGGACAUCCCCGCGGUGGUCCGCGCCAACCCCGGUGACAUGAUCAUCUACCACACGCGCGAUGCGCUGGAUUCCGAUCUCACGCUCGACUCCAAUGCCGACGAUCUGGCCGCGCUGGACCUCAAUCUCGUCCAUCCCAUGACCGGACCGGUGCACAUCGAGGGCGCCGAGCGCGGCGACGUGAUCGCCGUCACCCUGGUCGACAUCGAACCGGACGAAUACGGCUACACCGUCAUCGUGCCCGGCUUCGGCUUCCUGCGCGACAUCUACACCGAGCCCUAUCUGGUGAACUGGAAACUGAGCCGCACCCACGCCGUCUCCGACCAGAUGCCCGGCAUCAAGGUGCCCUACGAGGCCUUCAUGGGAUCGGUCGGCGUGAUGCCCGGCCAGCCGGAGGUCGAGACCUGGCUGGAGCGCGAAAGGCUGCUCGCCGAGGCCGGCGGCGUCGCCCUGCCGCCGCAGCCCAUCGGGGCUCUGCCCUCGGCAGUCUGCGGACCCGAAGGCCCGGCGCGCGAUCAGUGCCUGCGCACCGUUCCGCCGCGCGAGAACGGCGGCAACAUGGACGUGCAGCAGAUGCAGGUCGGCACCACCCUGCUGCUGCCCUGCUUCGUCGAUGGCUGCGGGCUCUUCGUCGGCGAUGUGCACUUUGCCCAGGGCGACGGCGAGGUGUCCGGCACGGCGAUCGAAACCGGCGCCGUGGUGACGCUGACGGUGGACAUCCGCAAGGGCCAGGGCGCGGUCAUCACGGGGCCCGAAGUCGAAGGCGGCACGCAGAUCAAGGACAUCGAGCCCUCCAAGUUCUACCAGACCAUCGGCCUGCCGCUGAAGGCCGCGGGCGAGGUCCCGCCGCCGCACACCUAUCUGGACAGCGAGAAGAUCGCCAACCUCACCAACCUUUCCGAGGACCUGACGUUGGCGGCCCGCGACGCGCUGAUCAAGAUGAUCGCCUACAUUCAGCGCGAGCACGGCCUGACGGCGGAGCAGGCCUACAUCCUGGCCAGCGUUGCGGUCGACCUGCGGAUCGGGCAGGUGGUCGACGUGCCGAACUAUGUCGUCACCGCCGUGCUGAACGAGGACUGGGUGGUCUACCGCAAGAAGCACCUGCUGAUCGGCUGCCACAGGGCCGAUCCCACGACCUACGAUCUGGCCAAGCGGGUGGUGGGGCUGCUGGACGAACACCUUCCGGCGGCGAAGUCGCGGGUCGCGCGUGCGCCCAACGCCGGGCGCCUGGCCAGCCUGCUGGCGACGGCGCAGAUGGACGUGGCAACCCUGGGCCCGGACGACGCCACGGCCAUGCUGGCCGGCAGCAACGGCUUUGCCGCCUACGGGCCCGUCGCCCUUCGCCUGUUGCUGCCGCUGGAGGAGCGGCUUCUGGUCGCCCGGGCCGAGUUUCCCGAACGGCAUGCCUGGCUGGUGGCCUCCGCCCUGGUCGGAACGGAACUGGUCCCCGCCGGCCAGGGCGCCGACGACCUGGGCGUGCCGUGGCAUCCCGGCGCCCGCGCCUUCCUGGAAGGCCGUGACGGAGCGGUAAAGCGCAAGGGCCGCGGGAUUGUCGGCCACCACCUGCAGGCAGGCGGCCCCGGCCCCCGCAGUUACAGCCCAGUUCAGGACCGCGCCGACGGUCUGGCGGCCAAAGCCGCGCUGGCGCCAGCGGGAAUCGGUCACGACCGCUUCGACCACGGCCAGGCCGUCGUGCACUACGCCAUAGGCCAGGGCGACCACCGCCCCUUCGUGGCGGGUGGCGGCGAAGAUGCGCGGCAGCAUGAUGGUGCGGACCAUCGUUUCGAAGACCGCGCUGUCGGCCGUAUCGGCGGGGCUCAGGGCUGCGCGGGCCUGCAGCCAGUCGCCGUCGGCCUCCGCGGUCAGGCGCGUCGCCGCGCUUUGCGGCUGCGGCCAUGCGGAGAGGCCGUUGAAGAGGGUCAGGGUCUCGCCCUCCGCCGUGUAGCCGCCGGCGGCCAGCGGCCCGUCCAUCGCUGCCGCGAUGGAGGGGACGCGAAACAGCGCCGCUUGAUCGAGCGCGGCGUAGGUGGCUUCGGCAGCAGCCAGGAUCGCGGCCGGAUCGCGCGGGCCGCCGCGCAGAGGGUUCACCGAAUUGGUCCGCCGGGUGGAACCGCCGGCGGCGCGCAGCAGCCAGCCGCUCAAAAGCAUCUGCCGCGGCGAAGGCCCUUCGUCCAGCAGCUCUGGGCAUCGGAUCCUUCCGGCGCGCCCUCCGGCAGCGGUCGCGAGGCGGUGCUGCCCUCCGUGUCCACCCAGCUGGUCAUUCGUCUGGGAGAACAGCCGCUGCGGAUCUUCCGCCAUCGUGACGACCUCGAAGGAUACACCGUGAGUACGGCGGUGAUCGGCGGCCCCCGCCUGGCGCCCUACGUGAAAGACGUCUCCCGGCCCGUCCCGACAGUCGGGGCUGCGCUGCGGCCGGGCGCGGCCGGGCUUCUGAUCGGCGCGUCCGCCGGCACCUUCGUAGGCCGGCACCUGCCGCUGGAGGAUGUCUGGGGCGCGGCGCCGGUGGCCGCCCUGCGCGCGGCGCUGUGGGAGGCCGGAUCGGCGGCGCAGCGGCUCGCCAUCUUCGAAGCCGCCCUCGUUGCGCGGCUGCCGAAGGUUACGGGACUCGAUCCGCUGAUCGCCCAGGCGCUGGCCGGGUUUGACGCCGGGGCGCCGGUCGGCGCCGUUGCGGCGGCGAGCGGGUACAGCCAUCGGGCCUUUACCAAGCGCUUUGCGGAAGCCGUCGGGUUGAAGCCGAAGACCUAUGCCAGGCUGCUGCGCUUCGGGCGUGCCCUGGGGCCCCUGGCAGAGGGCGCCAACUCGGCGGCGGCGUCAUCCCUGGCGGAUCUGGCGGCCUGGCAGGGCUAUGCCGACCAGGCCCACUUCGCCCGCGAGUUCCGUCACUUCUCCGGUCUGACGCCCGGCGGCUAUCGCCGUCUGGCGCCGCCCUUCGCCCGCCAUGUCGCGCUCUGA
Symbiodinium pilosum is the source of this 3120-nucleotide messenger RNA. Lineage: Eukaryota; Dinophyceae; Suessiales; Symbiodiniaceae. The record is from the annotation of a GenBank genome assembly.